Molecule: messenger RNA, 1084 nt
Organism: Lotus japonicus
Lineage: Eukaryota; Viridiplantae; Streptophyta; Magnoliopsida; Fabales; Fabaceae
Exons: 2
Coding region: 31-774 (247 amino acids)
Source: RefSeq, a predicted model, not a curated record
GUAAACACUUUCCCUUCUCAUCCUUCGAAAAUGGCUGAUGAGGAAAUCAUUGACCUCACAGGCGCCUCUCCACCACCAUCACCAAGAAGUAUGAGGCUACGCCCUCGAAGACCUCGACCCAGGAGAGGCUUCAUAUGCCUCGACUGUGCGUUGCACCUCAUUGCCAAUAAUACCAACAAUAACUUUAACAACAUUUAUGGCAAUCCGUUCCAAACUGCUGCUGGUAUUAAUUAUUAUGUACCAGCAGGGAAUGAGCUAGCAGUCAGAUCCCCUUACCCUCUUGGACCCAGCUUCAACGGGGCUUCGAUUCCUGAACAUGACUUGUUCAUGGUGGGGAUGAUGAGGUACUGGAGGAGGCGCUUGAGCAAAACCGCUAGGGACAUGAUGUUGGCUAACAUGACCCGACAGACACCUCCACAAGUUGAUCAGAGCUAUGGGAAAAGUGUCUAUGGAAACCAACCAUGGACAUACACUUACAAUGCUACUGCUGAUGGGAACGUUAUGGCUGAUUCCAACAUGUUUAGCAUUAAUCCUGUGAUCAUGCCGAUCAGUCCACCACCAACAGAAACGCUUACUCUGUUUCCAGAGCAAGCUCCUUUGUUUUCAGAAGAGGUGAAUGAUGGCAACAACAACGUUAACAAUGGGCUCCAGAUAAUGCAGACAGAUGCAAAUGAUGUCACUUCGAUGACCGAGACUGGUGAAGGUGAAGGUGAAGGUGAAGGUGAAGGUGAAGGUGAAUUGGAUUUGGAGCUGAACUUGGGUUGGAGCAAGUGAGACCAUUACGUGUCUCGUGCAGAAAUGGACAAAUCUUCCAGACUUAUCACAGUGUUCGAUGCAUGUUAUGUUCCUUGUUUUAAGACUUUUUUUACCUUGCUUUUUAUCUUCUGCAUGUGUUUAUGGUUUGAGUUCUGUUGUUUGUUUGUUUAUGUUAAUGUGGUUAUUUACUUGUUGGUCUGUAAUGGUUGGAUUAUCGUGGUUAUUUACUUGUUUGUUUGAGUUAAUGUAAGUUAUGGGUUAAAUGUGUUUUUAAUCCUUGUAAAAAAUUCGUGAAUUGGAUGAAGUCUUUAAAUAAAAGUUUCAUAAA